Culicoides brevitarsis is the source of this 2209-nucleotide messenger RNA. Its product is annotated as bicaudal D-related protein homolog. NCBI's taxonomy places the organism in Eukaryota, Metazoa, Arthropoda, Insecta, Diptera, Ceratopogonidae. The record is from RefSeq and is a predicted model, not a curated record. The transcript is spliced from 5 exons. Bases 162 to 1766 code for a protein of 534 amino acids.
AUAAAUUACAUAUAAAAAAAUAUAUACAUCCUUUAACACUAAAUAAAAAUAUACAUUUAAAAGUACACCAUAAAUGAAAAUUAUAGAGGAAAACAAAUUUACAUAUCAAAAACCACAAUAUAAUAAUAUAAUUCCUGAAAGUAAUCAAUCAUUCAUCAUUUAUGGAUCAAAGGUCAUCCGCUGAUCAAAAAAAGCCAACAUUAGAGGAUUUUAUCAUAGAUAUGGAAACGCGACCUCCAGACAAUGAAGAUACUACGGAUGUCUGGGCUCAGUUACAACAAAAAGAAGCAGAUUUAUUGCUAGCUGCUGAGUUAGGAAAAGCUUUAUUAGAAAAAAACGAGGAUCUCAAAAAACAACUGGACAAAACGAUUGAAGACUACAAUGCGAAAAUUGAGAAAUUGGAACAAGAUAAACAUGUUCUACGAAGACAAUUAGAGGUAUCAGCCAGUGAAAAUGAUUCACAUUGUAGCGAAUUGCAAGCUGAUAUCUCUGAAAUGAAAACUAAACUUGAAUCACAAGAGGCCUUAUUAAAACAAUGUGAACGUGAAAAAAAUGCCUUAAUUGAGGAGUUGACUGCACAAAACUCUCGACUCUCUCAAGAACUGCAAAAAUCAAAUACUAUCGAAAUGCAACUACAAACACAAUUACAAGAGUUUAAGGAACAGUGUAGCAGACGAAAUAUGAGUAUUCAAGAUCAUGUAAAUAGUUUAGACAGUCUCAAGAGCGAGCUAAAAAUGAUUUUGGAGAAAAAGAAUGAAUUGGAACACCGAUUACAAAUCAGUGCAGCUGAAAAAGAAACUUUACAAACACUUCUCUCGGAAGCAUCUGAUCGUAUUCACACUCUUGAACGUGGAAAUCGUGAGCAAGAAACUAAAUACAAAAUAACGAUUCAGACGUUAGAUCGAUUAGAACGAGAAAAUGGGACACUGAGUGAAAGGUUGGAAUCCUUUGAUUCACAACGGUCUAACACAGAUCAUCAAUCGUUAUUACAUGAAAUGGGCUGUGAUGACUUAGUUGAUGAAAAUAGCACACCUUUGUUGCUGAAAGAAGCUUUCACUGUUUUCAAACAGUUAAAAACUCUUUGUCAAACUCUGAAAAGUGGUCACGAUGAUGACUCAGGAUUGCAUUCGGACAUUUCAAUGGAUGGUUCAUCACUCGAAACUACAACGCCAUCUCAACCAUCAGAUUCCAAUAAUGACACUAAAUUCAAACGAGGAAUGUUAUCUUCAAUUACAGACGACUUGGUCCAUACUAUCAUGAAUUUGGACGCUAUACAAUUUAAAAGUAUGUUUGAACAGACACGUAAUGUUGUUUUGGAGCAGGAAGAAGAGUUGAAAAGACGACAAAAUCGGGUUAUGGAGCUUGAAAGCAAAUUAUCUGUAAGUGAAAUUGAGCUGGCAAGUGCAAAGGAAGAAAGAAAUAGGGCCAGGAAUGAUGCUUCAAACUCAACAUUAGCUCAAGAUGAAGUAGUUUCUCAAGCCCGACAAGACAGAGAUCAGGCUAUAGAAAGGAGAACUAAGGCUGAGAUUGAAUUAGCUAAAACAAGAGUUGAACUUAUGCAAGCCAAUGGUCAGCUUCUUGAAGCUAUUCAGCAAAAGGUUGAGCUUUUGCAACAAUUGGAACAAUGGCAAAUUGAUAUGCAUGAAUUAAUUGAAGAACAAAUGAGAAAUAAAUUAAACGAUAGUGCAUUACAAAACGUAAAACAACAACAAUCACCUCAACGGCCUAUACGACGUAGUCGGCUUUUAGACUUCCUUUACAGAUAAAAGUGUAUAAUCUUCCCACAAAAUUACCUAAUACAGAAGAGCAAAUAUUAAAAAAAAGAAUAUGUGUAACAUUUUUUCUUUUAAUGUUUUCGAUUAUUUUGUUUUGCAACAUCUGAAUGUCGUCAUCAACAAUAUUUUUCACAGCAAUUAGAUACCUAAAUCAAAGAAGCCUUGAAAAAUGAUUUUUCAAAUAUAAUUUAUUAUAUGUGAAAAUAUUUAUUAAGAUAUGUUACUGUAAAUAUAUAUUAAAAAUUUUGUAAAUAAAAACUAAUUAAGACCUCCUAAACUAAUUAAGUCAUUCUAAAGUUAUAGACCACCACAGUGGCCUCUUUGAUCCAACCACAAAACUGUAUAACACAACAGUCUGGUAAAGAUAUAAUUUAUUUUUUAUUGAUAAGUAUUUAUUAAUUUUAAUAAAUAAUUUUUUUAAAAAAGCUUUUCUU